Messenger RNA from Darwinula stevensoni, 360 nucleotides. The record is from the annotation of a GenBank genome assembly. Lineage: Eukaryota; Metazoa; Arthropoda; Ostracoda; Podocopida; Darwinulidae.
GCAACCACACGAAUGGAGAGUGCGUGUGCAACCCCGGCUACACGGGCAAAAUGUGCGAUGACGUCUGUUCCAAACAUCGCUUUGGAAACCAAUGCCAAGAGAUCUGCACCUGCAAGAACGGCGGCGAAUGUCACCACAUCACAGUCGUUCAGGAGAGGUUCCACUUAUCUGAACGACAAAGGAAUUCGCAGGAGAAUGCAAUUGCUUGGAUGGCUGGAGAGGAGCGCAGUGCGAGGAGCCUUGCCCGGAAGGAACUUCCGGCUUCGAUUGUCGUCAGAAUUGCAGCUGCGGAGGGCGGUGCAACGUGACGGAUGGGGAAUGCGAGUGCCUUCCUGGGUGGAUGGGGCAGAGCUGCCGGGA